CAGCAAUUGUCAUCUACUUGUAAGCAUAAGUCACACGUUUCAAAUGCUCUAUUGGUAGUUAAAAAUUGUCGGAGCAGUGUGUAACGACAGUAAAGCCGUAAAGCAGAGUUUUGUGUUGCGAAUCGCAACUUGCGAUAUGCCCGGCGGUCGUUGUUUUGUAAUUUGUUUGUUAUUGGUGGUUGUGGUUGGUGUUUGUAACGGACAUGAUUUCAUUAGCCCGCCGACUACUGUUAAGGCGAGGGAAAAUAAUACCGUGUUGUUGCCUUGUUAUCUCAACACGUUAUCAAACGAUGAAGCCUAUGCAGUUUCGAUAAAAUGGUUCAAAGAACAUGACCUCCUCGCAGAUAGUGCCAAUGAUUCCGUAGUACCUCCAGAAAGACAUACGUUGUGGCAAAAUGGUUCUUUGCAGAUUGUUUCUGUCAAACCCAUGGACACUGGAGAGUACACCUGUGAAAUUGAAAGACCUGAACCCUGGGGUGCCAUAAGGCAAAGGCAUGCCAUCGAAGUUCUACAUGCUCCCUCGGUGGAACCUUUUCCCCCGAAUGGUUUUCUCGAGGUUAAACUUGGAGAGGAAGCUAGAAUGUCUUGUAAAGGUGGGGGAGUGCCUUAUCCCAUAAUAAAAUGGUACUUUCAGGGUGAAGAACUAAAACUGCUAGACCACAGAGAACUGCUCAAAUUUACCGCUUCAGAUCGACUUUUAGCUGGGAAGUAUUCUUGCGAAGCUUUCAAUGGUGUAGGGGAACCGGCCAGAACUGAAAUAUCACUAAAUAUAAUCUUUCCUCCGGAGAUUCUAACAUCCAGAUCUUGGAUACAUACAGCACCAGGUUUGAGAGCACAGUUGGAAUGCAAAAUAUCUGCUGAUCCACAGGCCACAGUAACUUGGUUGAAAGGGGAAAUACAAGUUCCUCUGGAUAAUAGAGUUGUUUCUUUGGUUGACGGUGAUAAAUACACAUUGCUCAUUAGGAACGUCCAGAGAAGUGAUUUCGGUAUUUACACUUGCAGAGCUAACAAUGAGUUGGGUCAGGGUGAAGUGCAAAUACAACUGUCAGGUGUUCCCAACCCAGGUGUCUUCAAGAAAACGGGAGAUAAAAACCUGAACGCCAAAACAUCAUACCUCCUUAUAUGGGAGGUAGACAGCUACACUCCUAUAAUAGAAUACAAUCUAUGGUUUAGACCGUAUCGGCCGAAAAGUGGUCUAAACAAGCCUGGCUGGACUAAAUUAACAAUCCCAACUGAACAUAGUUUAGGCCCUGUAUUCUCAAAGUCAUACACAAUCAAAGGUUUAAAAGAGAAAAGUAUUUACGAAGCCCUUUUGGUGUCCAGAAAUAGGUAUGGCUGGUCCAAACCUUCGCCUAUCCUAAGGUUUGCAACUGCUGGUGCAGAAGUAAAUGAAGAAUUAAUGACGACAGUUCAAAUGAUAACUCAGGACAAUAUGAUACCUCUGGAUUUGUCAAGUUCAGCUUCUAGUAUAUUAAGUUUUAAAAAUUAUUUAUUAUGUUUAGUUAGUGUGUUUUAUAACAGUUUAAAAUAUAAAUAA
Brassicogethes aeneus is the source of this 1537-nucleotide messenger RNA. NCBI's taxonomy places the organism in Eukaryota, Metazoa, Arthropoda, Insecta, Coleoptera, Nitidulidae. The record is from the annotation of a GenBank genome assembly.